Molecule: messenger RNA, 1281 nt
Organism: Ophidiomyces ophidiicola
Lineage: Eukaryota; Fungi; Ascomycota; Eurotiomycetes; Onygenales; Onygenaceae
Product: Vacuolar ATP synthase subunit B
Exons: 8
Coding region: 1-1281 (426 amino acids)
Biological process (GO): proton transmembrane transport; ATP metabolic process
Cellular component (GO): proton-transporting V-type ATPase, V1 domain
Molecular function (GO): proton-transporting ATPase activity, rotational mechanism; ATP binding
Source: RefSeq, a predicted model, not a curated record
AUGGCGCCGGGGCUGGAAGAUCCCCGGAUGACCUCGGUCCAACCCCGAAUCCGAUACAAUACCAUUCAGGGCAUCAACGGCCCUCUGGUUAUCCUUGAAAAUGUUAAAUUCCCUAGAUAUAAUGAAAUCGUGUCGAUAACGCUGCCUGAUGGGUCGGAGCGAUCUGGCCAAGUUUUGGAGGCUAGGGGUGAUAGAGCCGUCGUACAGGUCUUUGAGGGAACUACUGGCAUUGAUGUGAAAAAGACGAAAGUCGAAUUUUCCGGUCACAGUCUUAAACUCGGCGUGUCCGAGGACAUGUUGGGUCGAGUGUUCGACGGAUCGGGCCGUGCGAUUGAUAAGGGACCCAAGGUGCUGGCUGAGGACUACCUUGAUAUUAACGGUAGUCCUAUCAACCCAUACUCCCGAGUGUAUCCGGAAGAAAUGAUCUCGACGGGUAUCUCAGCCAUCGACACCAUGAACUCUAUUGCACGAGGGCAGAAGAUUCCAAUUUUCUCUGCGGCCGGUCUGCCACACAAUGAGAUUGCAGCCCAGAUUUGUCGCCAAGCUGGCCUUGUAAAGCCGACGAAGGAUGUUCAUGACGGCCACGAAGAAAACUUUUCCAUUGUCUUUGCAGCCAUGGGUGUUAACAUGGAGACUAGCCGCUUUUUCACGAGAGAUUUCGAGGAGAACGGCAGUAUGGAGCGGGUCACGCUGUUUUUGAAUCUUGCCAAUGACCCUACAAUCGAGCGCAUCAUUACGCCUCGUUUGGCGCUUACUACAGCUGAAUACUAUGCCUACCAGCUGGAGAAGCACGUUCUUGUUAUCCUGACUGAUCUUUCUGCCUACUGUGAUGCGUUGCGUGAGGUGUCGGCGGCCCGUGAAGAGGUGCCCGGACGACGUGGGUAUCCAGGUUACAUGUAUACAGAUUUGUCAACGAUCUACGAACGAGCUGGCCGUGUUGAAGGCCGCAAUGGGUCCAUCACGCAGAUUCCGAUCCUGACUAUGCCUAACGACGAUAUCACGCAUCCGAUUCCCGACUUGACGGGAUAUAUCACGGAGGGACAGAUCUUCAUUGACCGCCAGCUGUACAACAAGGGUAUCUACCCGCCAAUCAACGUGCUCCCGUCUCUGUCCCGUCUUAUGAAGUCAGCCAUCGGCGAAGGAAGGACACGCAAGGACCACGGCGAUGUGUCGAACCAGCUCUAUGCCAAGUACGCGAUCGGGCGUGAUGCCGGUUUGUCUUCCUCCCCAUUUUUCCCCAUCUUCCCCGUGCUGGUAGCGGAGCAGAGGCGUGUGGGCUAA